UCUGAACAAAACCACAGCCUGCGGUGCUGUUCUUCCCUAUUUAAGAAACUCCACGCCCUCCCCUAUAUUUCCCGUGCUGUGCAGGUAUAUUGAACACAUCUUCACAGCCUUGAAAUGCUCCUGGGUAGGAAAAGGCCAGAUCAACCUGAAAGGUUCGGAUGCUAAUCCCCAGCUCGGAUACCCAUUAGGAAGCUGCCAACACUUUGUAAGGCAGUAUGUCUUUGUUAUGGACCACUCUCCUGCUUUUCUACUUAUUUCUCUUCUGUACAAAUUGUUACAAGCUUCCAUUUUGGGAACACUCACAGCUGUCCACUUUUAACCCUGAAUCCUUAGAGGACCCAAAACGUGAUUUGCUUGCUGAUCCAAAACAGAGGGUCGACUCAGAAUGGGGCACACAGGAACAAUUGGAAGAGUUAUCAUCUAGGCUGCUCCGUGUGCAAAGGGAUAUUUUCCUCAAUAACAGUAAAAAAGCCCCAGAUGCUGUUACAGCUAGUGAAGAGUCAACACCAGAAGCUCUUUCAGAUUCCACCCCACAUGUGACCCAAAACUCUAUCACUCUACAGCGCAUGACACCAUCUCACGAGCAUACUCCAAGCAUUGAGUUGCAGACUGAGAGCGAAUCUACUACUUUGUAUUCACAUAAGCCUCACUUUUCCUUAAGCACCAAGCCCAGUCCACAUCUAACAGAAGAUGAAACCACUCCUUUGUCUCAUACGGAUCAAACAGACUCAUUGGAAUUAGACACACACAAAUCUAAAAAUUCUUCAGAACCUCUGUCAACUGUCAACAAGUCCAUUGUGUCUACAGAAGGCCCCACUCUUCAGGAAAGUACAAUGAUUGAGCAAGUCUUAUCAACCAACAGUGCCCACACUCAAAACACAGGAAAUAGCACUGGCAACCUGAUUGAUGAUACAACAUCUUAUACACCUUCCAAAACCUCAGGAAGUACACUUUCAGAAGAUACAAUAACUCCCAAGAAUCCAUUACAUGGCACCACUGGAUUGAUAUCAGAGCCCAUAAGUUCACUAACAACUACAAAAGAGGUGGCACACACAAGUUCAUUUGCAGAGCAAGUACCACCGCUGAACUCCCUCAUGAAACAAUGUAUGUUGGCUAUCAUGAUUCUGGCUGUGAUUUGCACCAUUUUUAUUAUAUGUACCAUUGCAUUGGCUGCCAAACUUUCUACUCUGAGGAGUAGGAAUAAAAACACGCAGCUAGGAGUCAGCUAUACAGAAAUGAGAUGCAUAUCAUCCCUCCUGCCAGAGAACAACCAGAACAACAAAGCGAGUCAGAAGAUGAAGACAUUUACCUCCAAUGUGGAGGAUAGUGAUGGUGAUGAUAACACCACCCUCAAUAGCUUUCUGGAGCACUAGGUAAAAGAUACCGUCACAUACACUGUGGCCAAACAAUCAAUGAGACAGCAACAUGCUUAUCCUCAGUGCACAUGAGGGUCUUGUUAUUUUAUAAAUGAGGUCUAUACAUAUUAUUGAAGAUGUACAUAUAAAAUGCAAAUGGUGCAUAUAA
Molecule: messenger RNA, 1524 nt
Organism: Spea bombifrons (plains spadefoot toad)
Lineage: Eukaryota; Metazoa; Chordata; Amphibia; Anura; Pelobatidae
Gene: SELPLG
Product: selectin P ligand
Exons: 2
Coding region: 216-1373 (385 amino acids)
Source: RefSeq, a predicted model, not a curated record